Messenger RNA from Acipenser ruthenus (sterlet), 2739 nucleotides. RefSeq names its product polycystin-2-like. The record is from RefSeq and is a predicted model, not a curated record. NCBI's taxonomy places the organism in Eukaryota, Metazoa, Chordata, Actinopteri, Acipenseriformes, Acipenseridae. Bases 1 to 1791 code for a protein of 596 amino acids. Gene Ontology annotation, biological process: detection of mechanical stimulus. Gene Ontology annotation, molecular function: calcium channel activity; calcium ion binding. The transcript has 14 exons. Gene Ontology annotation, cellular component: membrane.
AUGUACUCCUUAGGAAAGGCUGAUGAACCUUCUAGUAGGAACAAGAAAAGACAAGCAUCGAAGAAAAGCAGCAGCGAGUCAACUGAAAAAACUAUACAGGCACAAACAUCUAGUAGCAGAGACCUGCGGAUAAAAACAACAUUACAGGAUUUACUUAUCUACAUUAUCUUCCUUAUAGAUAUCUGCAUAUUAACAUUUGGUCAGAUAAGCACUGACAUGUACUACCACACCAAAGUCAUGUCCAAGUUGUUCUUGGAAAGCAGUCUUUCAGAAAAGGAUACAAGCAACUAUAAAUCAUUGGGAAGCAUGGAAGACAUUUGGACGUAUUUUGAAGGACCUUUACUGGAUGGCCUCUACUGGGAUUCAUGGUACAACAACAAGAGCCUACCUACAAAUGAAAGCCAUAUAUAUUAUGAAAAUGUGCUGUUGGGAGUUCCACGCAUUCGACAAGUCAAAGUGGUUAAUAAAUCCUGUCCUUUGCAUUCUAGUUUUGUCUCAAUAACUCAAUGUUUUGAUUCAUACUUGUCUGAAGAAGAAGAUAAAUCAUCUUUUGGACCAAAGAAUGGGACAGCCUGGGAAUAUACGGCUCCCAGAUCUUUUCCGGAAAGCCAUUGGGGUAUGAUAGCUACCUACAGCAGUGGAGGGUUUUACAUGGACCUUGGUAGCACAAAAAGCAGGAGUGCCAAAUUGAUUAAACAUCUCAAAGACAACCUGUGGCUGUCCAGAGCAACAAGAGCAGUCUUUGUUGAUUUCUCUGUUUACAAUGCUAACCUUAACCUUUUUUGCGUGGUCAGGUUAGUGGCGGAGACUCCAGCCACUGGAGGGGUCCUUACAUCUUGGGAGUUUUACUCAGUGAAGCUUCUCCGUUACAUCUCUAAAUAUGAUUACUUCCUUGCGUCGUGCGAGGUUUUAUUCAUUCUAUUCAUUUUUGCCUUUUUCAUCCAAGAAUGUAUUGACAUCUAUAAAACAAAAUGGAACUACUUCAAAAAUGGUUGGAACUGUGUAGAUGUGCUUUUAGUUGUGCUAUCUUUGAUGGCUAUCUUUUUCAACGUUUAUCGCACUAUGAAUGUUGAAAGCUUGCUUUAUCGCCUGCUCAAGAAUCCACACAAGUACCCCAAUUUUCAUUUUCUAGCCUUCUGGCAGACACAGUACAAUAACAUGAUUGCUGUCAAUGUUUUCAUAUCCUGGGUGAAGGUAUUCAAAUACAUAAGUUUUAACAGGACAAUGAGUACCCUCUCUUCUACUUUGUCCCACUGUGCCAAAGACAUCAUCGGCUUUGCAGUCAUGUUUUCCAUAGUCUUCUUUGCUUAUGCACAGUUGGGGUACCUCCUGUUCGGCUGCCAAGUGGACAGCUUUUCUAGUUUUAAAAAUUGCGUCUUUACACAGUUUCUAGUUAUUCUUGGAGAAAUCAACUUCAAUGAGCUUGAGCAAGCAAACAGGAUUCUGGGGCCAAUUUAUUUCACAACAUUUGUGUUCUUUGUAUUCUUUGUGCUUUUGAACAUGUUUCUGGCUAUUAUUAACGAUACAUAUGCAGAAAUUAAAUGUGAUCAGUCACUCCAGAUGACAGAUUAUGAAGUGAGUGAUUUCAUUAAGAAGACUUGCAAUGCAGCCCUUGUUAAACUACGGCUUAAGAAGAAGAAGCUGGUGGAAAACACCACUGAAAGCAUAAAGGACACAGAGGGGAUCAUAUCUGUGAAACAAUUCCAGGUGGAGAUGUUGAAGAAAGGCUAUACAGAAGAAGAAACUAAAGAAAUCUUAAUGAAGUAUGAUGUAAACAGGCUGACACUAUGACAAGUGAACUUGAAAAACAAGAGCACUCUGCCCUGAAGGAAGACAAUGGGAGAAGGACAGACAGUACACACGGUGAACAGGGGGAUCUUCCGUUACCUCCUGAAUUUGUGUCGAAGCAAGACUAUCAGCGGAUGGUGAAACAUGUUUUCCAGUUGGAGGAGCGGAUUGAUGAAAUUACAUUCAUGAACAAUAAACUACUUAUACAGUUAAAUUCUUUAGAAUCGAUAACAUCGUCAGAAAGUUGCAAAAAGGAUGAUUGGGACUUUGUAAGUUAUAAAAUCUCUUUCAAUACAAAUAGUUUUGUUGAGGGGUAUAUCAGAAGUUUGAACAAAUAUAGUAUUGCCAUCAUUAUGGGUGACCAAAGCAUGAUUUUGAACUCUAAUGCAAUCUAAUAAAAGCGUUUCAGGUCGACAUUGUCGGCUACUGUACACAGGCCUUUAGUAUGAGUCAUGUAAUACAGUAUGACCUGCAGCAGGGCCAUUGAGAAUUUGUGCCUCACAGACUAACCGAUAGCACCUUUAUAACUAGAACUUAGAACAGAACAAGAGAAAACAUGUCCAGCAUUAAAAUUGCCCAAAAAGCAAGAACAUGUUUUGUAUUGGCAGAAAUUGACUGAAUUGUAAUUGGAGUGGCAACUGUACAUGUUAAAUAAUUUAUUCCAAAUAAAAUUAAAAAAACCUAAUUACAUUCUACAUUUAGUCAUAUGCCUUGUUUCCAUCUAAUACUUGGAGGUGAAAAUGAUUUGAAAUCAGUCCUGUUUGUUUCUAUCGGCAGCAGACCAAGAUCAGAGCAUUUUGGAUGGCAGGUGUUAAACCUCAGACUUCAGGAAAAAUGAGCUUUAUGUAGAAUGUCAAUUCAUUUUAAUACCAGGUAGUUGAAGGAAUUCUAAAUGAGAAUUAUACAAAACAAUUACUUACAAAUCUAGUUGUUAAAGUUGGAUUUGGUGGA